AUGGCUGCCCAACUUCCCACGCGCCAAUUGGGCAAGGAUGGGCCGUGGGUUAGUGCGUUGGGGUAUGGGGCUAUGGGGCUGAGUUCUACGCUCUACGGCGAUGCUGGAGACGAGGAAGAGCGGUUGGCGUUUCUGGAUAAGGUGUUUGAGAUGGGGUGUACGUUCUGGGAUACUGCUGAGGGCUAUGGGGACAACGAAGAGCUGAUUGGGAAGUGGUUCAAAAGGACUGGAAAGCGUGAUCAGGUAUUUCUGGCAACCAAAUUCGCAGUCAGAGGCUUAGCAGACGGUACACGCAUUUUCUCCAAUGAGCCGGAGUACAUACGAAAAGCCAUCGAUGGGAGUCUGGAAAGACUGCAAACCGACCAUGUUGACCUCUGGUACUGCCACCGCUUCGACGGCAAAGUCCCCGUCGAAACCAUCGUCUCUACCAUGGCCUCCGCCGUCCACUCGGGCAAAGUUCGCUACCUCGGCCUUUCGGAAUGCUCCUCCACCACCCUCCGCCGCGCCAUGACCAUCCACCCCAUCCACGCCGUCCAAAUCGAAUACUCCCCCUUCACCCUCGACAUCGAAAACGCCUCCGGCACAAACCUGCUCGCCACGUGUCGCGAGCUGGGCGUAGCGACCGUAGCCUACAGCCCGCUCGGCCGGGGGGUGCUUACAGGCCAGUACAAAAGCGCCGAGGACUUCGGGCCGGGCGAUUGGAGGCGUAACAUGCCUCGAUUCUCAGCGGAGAAUUUCCCCAAGAAUCUCGAGCUCGUUGACAAACUUUCCGCCAUCGCGAAAAUGAAAGGUUGUACGACGGGGCAAUUAACGCUGGCGUGGUUGAUGGAGCAGGGGCCGGAUGUGAUUCCGAUUCCGGGGACGAAGAAGGCGAAGUAUCUUGAGGAGAAUUUGGGGAGUUUGCGGGUGGUGUUGAGUGAGGGGGAGGCGGGGGAGAUUAGGGAGGCGGUGGAGGGUUGUGUGACGAGUGGGGAUCGGUAUCCGGGGGUUAUGGCGAAGGUUUGUUUUGGAGAUACGCCGGAGCUGGAGGGGAGGGAAGGAGGGGGGUAG
This is a messenger RNA of Letharia lupina, 1050 nucleotides long. RefSeq lists its product as uncharacterized. The coding region runs from base 1 to 1050 and encodes 349 amino acids. The record is from RefSeq and is a predicted model, not a curated record. Gene Ontology annotation, cellular component: cytoplasm. NCBI's taxonomy places the organism in Eukaryota, Fungi, Ascomycota, Lecanoromycetes, Lecanorales, Parmeliaceae. The transcript has 5 exons.